AACAAAGACUACAAAUAAUCAACAAAAACACCACAAAAACUACAUACAACAAAAUUUACACACAACAAAAACUACACAAGAUGCCAAAAGACGCCAACAACUCGUCGCCAAUCUCAGUGGGCCGGGAUGAAGACUUCGCCGCCUACGUCAUGACCAGCGCAGAGGAGAUGGACACAGCAAAGAUCUUCGCCAAUAAGAGGAUGGAUAUUGGUCAGUAUGCACUCCCUCUAUUCUCUCCUCAUCUAUCCCCUAUACCCAAGCCACUAAAAAACGCGCCAAAAGACGCGACAAAAGACGCGCCAAAGAAGGCGGCAAAAACCGCGCCAAAAAAGGCGCCAAGCGAGGCGUCGAAAAUGGCCGAUCGCAAGUCACUCGAGAGCGGCCUGGAGAAGCUUGUGAGUGAAAGCACUCAACAUAGGCGGCUCUCUCUCCGCAGCUUGGGUCGGCCAUUGUUAACAAGAGAGACUAUCACUCACACUCACACUCAAUCACAUGCAAACAUGAGAAACCACCCCGACGAUCACGCUCACACUCAACCACACUCAAACGAAUCACGCUCACGCUCAAAACAAAGUCACUCAACUAAACCGAAACCAAACAAUGAUGACGUCACUACGAGAAAAACACUCAACACUAUGACACAGCAAGCAGUGCAAAUGCAACAAGUACAAACAAACACUAAACUGACUACUGCUACGACAAAUACAUCACAUGCAACUACAACUACAACAAAUGCUACAACUACACAUGCAACUACAACAAACAAAACAACUACAACAAAUAAAACUAAAACAAAUGCUACAACUAGCGCGAAUUCAGUGGCAAGAUGGCUGAGCCAUGUGCCGCCAUACUUGCCACAUGAGCUGCCGCAGCCAUUCGCUGACGCUGCCACCGCUACUACAACAACAACAGCUGCCAAUCACAGCCAGGCUCAUGUGCAGUCGCCACUCAAACGACGAUGCAAUGAGCUUGACGAAAACGACGAUGCCACAAAGUUGAUAUUAAACACACCACAAUUCACAAGCGACUUUGCUACACGUUUAAUACAAGAAAGGCGGCAACAAAAACUACAACAAAUACUACAACAAGACAAGCAAAGUUACAAAAAACAUAAAGCUACGUCACAACAUGCAACAAACACCACUACGUCUACACAAACAAAGCCAUCACCACAACCAAAGCAAAUACGUGUACAAGCACAAAUACAUCAUGUUGACGACAUAACUACAGCCCCCGUCUCUGCCCCUACAGCUCCACCCCAGCACCAACAACAGCAACAACAGCCAAUAAACAAAGAUACAGUCACCAAGCAAAGGAUACCAGCUAUCUUUUUGCCUCUGGUGACUGAUGUAGUGCCACUGAUGGAUAUGCUUUAUAAGCAUCCAUCAGUGAAAGGAUUCAGCACUAAAGCUACUGGUGGUGCUGGGCGAGGACUACGUAUUCACUGCCAUGACCUUGAUACAUAUAAUGCAGUACUGAGUGUACUGCAGCAAGAAAAGCUGCAACUGCACACUCACCAGCCACGCCAGUUAAAAGGCUAUCGAGUGGUGCUAAAGCACUUGCACCACUCGACACCUUGCGACUGGUUGAGGGUGCAGUUGCAUGCUCUGGGCUUCAUGACGCGUUUCGUGCGCGUCAUGAAGCACAGAUUCACAUCAAAAGCCACUCAAUCUGUUUGA
This is a messenger RNA of Drosophila mojavensis, 1679 nucleotides long. RefSeq lists its product as uncharacterized. The transcript has 2 exons. The coding region runs from base 81 to 1679 and encodes 532 amino acids. NCBI's taxonomy places the organism in Eukaryota, Metazoa, Arthropoda, Insecta, Diptera, Drosophilidae. The record is from RefSeq and is a predicted model, not a curated record.